AUAGAAAAUAGCAUUUUCCUUAUAAAUUAUAUACAUAAUAAACUUAUAGAGGACUCGGGGAUCACCGAUUAGUUAGUACAUACGGGCCAUGGAUUCCGAAGCUGGAACUUCGACCCCUCGAACUCCUUCUCAGUUCUCGUGGAGGUACAUCUCCAGGAAUUUGAUAUUAGCAUACCAAAGCUUCGGUGUGGUCUACGGGGACUUGAGCACUUCACCUCUCUAUGUUUAUAAAAGCACCUUUGUUGGAAAGUUGCAAAAUCACCAGAAUGAAGAUGCAAUAUUCGGUGCAUUUUCGUUGAUUUUCUGGACCCUUACUUUGAUCCCCUUGAUCAAGUAUGUCUUCAUCCUCUUGAGUGCUGAUGACAAUGGGGAAGGUGGAACAUUUGCUCUUUACUCACUUCUUUGCAGGCAUGCAAAGUUUAAUUUACUUCCUAAUCAGCAAGCUGCUGAUGAGGAGCUUUCUGCAUACAAAUAUGGGCCCUCGUCACAAGCUGUAGCCUCCUCCCCAUUGAAGCGAUUUCUUGAGAAGCAUAAAAGGCUCAGGACAGCUCUACUUCUGGUGGUAUUAUUUGGAGCAUGCAUGGUUAUAGGUGAUGGUGUCCUUACCCCAGCAAUAUCAGUUCUAUCGUCAGUGUCUGGGCUGCAAGCUACCGAACGAAAACUAACUGAUAGUGAGAUGAUAUUGAUUGCUUGUAUCAUAUUGGUGGGCUUGUUUGCUCUUCAGCAUUGUGGCACCCACAAAGUCGCUUUUAUGUUUGCGCCUAUUGUCAUUAUCUGGUUAAUAUCAAUUUUUUCCAUUGGCUUAUACAACACAAUACAUUGGAACCCAAGGAUUUUGUCUGCAAUUUCUCCGUAUUACAUCAUUAAGUUCUUUAGAGAGACGGGAAAAGAUGGAUGGAUUUCUCUUGGAGGUAUUCUCCUUUCAAUCACAGGUACUGAAGCUAUGUUCGCUGAUCUGGGUCACUUCACUGCCUUUUCAAUCAGGAUUGCUUUUGCCCUUGUUGUGUAUCCCUCUUUGAUAGUGCAAUACAUGGGGCAAGCUGCUUUUCUCUCUAAAAACCUCUCUUCAAUUCCUCGAGGUUUCUACGACUCGAUCCCAGUUAGUAUAUUUUGGCCUGUCUUUGUGAUCGCUACGCUUGCAGCCAUUGUUGGGAGUCAGGCAGUCAUCACGGCUACUUUUUCCAUUAUCAAACAAUGCCAUGCCCUUGGUUGCUUUCCCCGAGUCAAGGUCGUCCACACCUCUAAACAUAUAUAUGGGCAGAUCUACAUUCCAGAGAUAAAUUGGAUCCUCAUGGUCCUUUGUCUUGCUAUAACCAUCGGAUUCCAAGAUACAACUUUGAUUGGAAAUGCUUAUGGCAUUGCAUGCAUGACUGUGAUGUUCGUUACAACAUGUCUUAUGGCACUUGUCAUAAUCUUCGUGUGGCGGAGAAAUGUUCUGCUGGCUGCUGCAUUCCUCCUUGUCUUUGGGUGUAUUGAGGGUGUUUAUCUCUCAGCAUCAUUCAUAAAAGUACCCCAGGGAGGAUGGGUUCCUCUUGCUCUCUCAAGCAUCUUUAUGGUUGUCAUGUUUGUUUGGUACUAUGGGACUCGCAAAAAGUACAACUUUGAUCUUCACAAUAAGGUUUCUCUGAAAUGGCUACUAGGCCUGGGCCCUAGCCUCGGUAUUGUCCGUGUGCCAGGCAUAGGGCUUAUCUACUCAGAAUUGGCAACCGGAGUUCCUGCAAUUUUCUCCCAUUUUGUCACCAACCUUCCUGCAUUUCACCAGGUCUUGGUAUUUGUCUGUGUGAAAUCAGUCCCAGUUCCUUAUGUUUCGCCAGAAGAACGCUACCUCAUUGGUAGGAUCUGUCCAAGACCCUACAGGAUGUACCGGUGCAUUGUGAGGUAUGGGUACAAGGACAUCCCGCGGGAUGAUGGAGAUUUUGAGAACCAUCUCAUCCAGAGCAUUGCAGAAUUCAUCCAGAUGGAGGCUGUGGAACCGCAAUUAUCUAGUUCUGAGAGUUCAUCAUUGGAUGGGAGGAUGGCUGUCAUAAGCACGAGAUCUCUCCAGUCGACCUUGAGUUUGGUUAUCUCUGAGCAAGAGGAGGACUAUGGUUUGAGCACCACCAUUCAAAGCAGCAAAUCAGCAACCCUUCAAAGCUUGAGAACUGCAUAUGAGGAUGAGAAUCCACAUGUCACGAGGCGUCAAGUGAGGUUCCAGUUGCCACCAAACCCAGGUAUGGAUCCUUCAGUGAGGGAAGAGUUGUUGGAUUUGAUCCAGGCAAAGGAAGCAGGUGUUGCAUACAUAAUGGGGCAUUCCUAUGUGAAGGCCCGUAGGUCAUCAUCAUUCCUGAAAAAGCUGGUGAUUGACAUAGGGUAUUCAUUCCUCCGGAAAAACUGCAGGGGCCCUGCUGUGGCUCUGAACAUUCCUCACAUUAGCCUCAUUGAAGUUGGCAUGAUUUACUAUGUGUAGCCAUUGAAGGAUACAAUGGAUCACAGGUGAGACCGUAAGGUGGAUCUCCAUUUGUUUUUGUGAACUGAGGGAGGUCUGGGUUUCAGUUGGGAAGAAAGAGUGUGAAGAUAACUCUAGAUUCACGUCUUUGGUAAAAGGUAUAUCUUUCCUCAAA
Messenger RNA from Telopea speciosissima, 2600 nucleotides. RefSeq names its product potassium transporter 4-like. Gene Ontology annotation, molecular function: potassium ion transmembrane transporter activity. The coding region runs from base 89 to 2446 and encodes 785 amino acids. The transcript is spliced from 9 exons. The record is from RefSeq and is a predicted model, not a curated record. Lineage: Eukaryota; Viridiplantae; Streptophyta; Magnoliopsida; Proteales; Proteaceae. Gene Ontology annotation, cellular component: membrane. Gene Ontology annotation, biological process: potassium ion transmembrane transport.